Messenger RNA from Exophiala xenobiotica, 1803 nucleotides. RefSeq lists its product as uncharacterized. The transcript has 2 exons. NCBI's taxonomy places the organism in Eukaryota, Fungi, Ascomycota, Eurotiomycetes, Chaetothyriales, Herpotrichiellaceae. The record is from RefSeq and is a predicted model, not a curated record. Bases 32 to 1633 code for a protein of 533 amino acids.
GUCUCCUUCUCUUACGGUUACUAUUGCCAGUAUGCAGAUUACUAGGUCUUCUUUAAUUCUCCUCGUCCUGUCAACUCUGACUUCGGCUGGUCCGAUCCAAAUGCAGAACGAUGUAAUACGCAGAGCGCACCAGCCCCAGAAACGCUACGUCGUGGUCGAUACCAUACAAACGCCUCGAAAUGCGCCAAAGAGACGCCAUGCACCUACAGAACCAGCCGAUUCUGUAGCAGCGGCUGAAACGAGCUCAACUACUGAACUUGCGGCGGCGCCUACAGGGGAUGGCUCUGAGAAUGGGAAUGUUCCCGCGAUCGGUGUCGGAGCAGGUAACACCAGCGACUUGAGCUUCUUGGCGCAGACCGCGGUCUCCAGUGCGACACCGACGGCAACGGUGUCAGACAUCCCCGAGACUACAAUCACAACAACAGCUGAAGCUAUUUCAGAGGCUGGGAGCGCAGCUGCAGUGGCUGAGACGAGCUCGAUUACUGACCCAUCUGCGGUGUCCACAGGGAAUGGCUCCGAAAAUGGGAAAGUACCUGCCGUAGGUGUUGGUGCAGGGAACACCAGCGACUUGAGCUUCUUGACUCAGACUGCUACAGCAUCAACAGCGGCAGCACCAGCGACAGAUGCUACCGAGACCGCAACUACUACAACAGUUGCGGCCAUUUCUGACGCCGGUAGUGCAGAAACAGCAACACAAGAUGGCAACGCCGCGACGUCUACCACGACAGCAGCUGCAGACACAACCACCGACAACUCUGGCACAGGACUGACUUCAACGGAACGUACACAAGCUUCUGUUCCUGCCACGGCUGGCGACACCUCCAAAGACUCUUCUGUGAUAGGCACGGGAACCGCCAUCGAGCCCCAAGCACAAACGGGUGCAGGGCAACCGGAAUCGACCUCAACGACAACGGUCCAGGUUCAAACAACGAUCAUGACCACGCUCCAAGUGACCGCCGAAGUCACCGCUGCUGCUACUGCCUCCGUCUCCGGCACAACUACUGCGGACACCACGAGUGCGGGAGCUGGCGAGACAGACACAGCGCAGCCGUCCACGCAACAAAACCAACAAUCCGACGACACUUCAAGCACAACCGAGGCCUUGUCAUCGCCGCUAGCUUCCGUGACGAUAGUCUUCGUCACCGCCUCAGCCACCUUCACGGGCCCAACAGGCGGAUUUACCACGAUCACGCCGGGACUGGGGACGAUUGGCGUCGCUCAGACAGCCAUCUCUGAACCAGCAACCUCCACCAACAGCGUCAGUUCCUCAACAGGCACCGAAGGCUCACAAAGCGAAGGGACAUCAACCACCACACUUUCAAGCCUUACGACCGUAGAGGUCACCGCUGAACCCACUAGUAGCUCGACUGACACAAGUAACACAAGCGAAGAGCCAGGGCCUAGUACUAUAUCCACAGCAGCACCGGUCCCCAAUGACUCUUCCCCAAGUCCAGCCACAACGCCGACGGCGACGCAGACAAGUGUAGGGAACGGAGAAGGAGAUGGCACAGUCGUUGUGGUUCCGGUGACCACCAGUGCGGUGGUGAUGCAAGGACAGGCGCAGAGUCAAGGGCAGGGACAAGUCACAGUGACACAGACUGUUACGGAGACAGUCACGACGACGGUGCGGUGAUCAAGUGUGUCGUAGGGGGAUUCAAGAUGUGCAGGCUUGCAGUGUAUAGGUUUUGUUCUCAAUUACUAGCAUACGGGCUGCAUUGAUGUUGGUUCGACAUGACAGAAUUAUGAUCUUUGGGCUAAUACCAUCAUUGGCAUUCAGGGGCGUUCAGAACAUCAAACAGCAAC